This is a messenger RNA of Gilbertella persicaria, 1909 nucleotides long. RefSeq lists its product as uncharacterized. NCBI's taxonomy places the organism in Eukaryota, Fungi, Mucoromycota, Mucoromycetes, Mucorales, Choanephoraceae. The record is from RefSeq and is a predicted model, not a curated record. The transcript has 11 exons. Bases 335 to 1876 code for a protein of 513 amino acids.
UUUUUUUUUUUUUUUUGUACAAAAUAGAAACAGGGUAUUAAGAUGUAGCAAAUUCCAAGUCAAGCCAAGGAUCAUCUACCUCUGGAGGUGAUGCUAGGUUUUGAAGUUGCCAUAGUAACAACAUGACAGUGGCUGAUACUGUUGCUGCUACAAACACAGCAGCUGUGAUUGUUUGCAAAAAAGGUGAAUGACGACGAAAGAAUCGUCGUAUAGCAAAACUAGCUUUUGAUAGCCGACUUUCUUGUGUCUCUAAAGAAGUUUGCGGUGGCAGUGUAUGAUAAAUAGAUUCAUAAGAAGAAAGCAGUAAGCUAUUUUAAUUUCAUCGUGUUAUUUUAUGAGAAAAAUUUUGGCACAGGCCACUGAAUUGGUGUGUUACGAUGAGGAUGUCAAGUAUUACAAAGACGAAGUUGUGUUCACUGAUCAACUUCAAAAUAUGAUUGAUCAAGCAAGUGCAUCAGAACAACCUGUAGUCUAUCUAGAGCCUGGUAUCUUUAUCAUGGAUCCUGCAAGACCUAUUGUGUUAAAGGAAGGUGUCUCUUUAAGAGGAUAUUCUGGCCAGCCUACCAUUCUAGCUGUUCAAGACAAGAACACAACUGCUUCUAUUGAAGUCCAAAAGGAAAACUUGGCUUGGUCUAUUCAAGAUAUCGUAUUUGAAAAUGUUAAUGUAGUAGUCAAUUCAAGCACUCAUGAGGAUGAAAGUGCUGUUCUAAGCAACGUAUUCAUGAAUGGUGGACGAGGUUCUGUUAUUUCUGAAUACGGUAGAAGAUUACAUAUUAAUGGCAAUAUCUUUUUACGUGAUGAAGCCCAUGUAGCUACUCAAAGAAACCCCACUUAUGAUACUACAAAUUCUGGUAUUUUGUUCCAGACACAAAAGAACAGUGUUGUUUCCAACAAUAUUUUUGGUAUGGACUUGCGUGCAAUCAAUAGCCUAGAUCCAGUCAUUAGUCAACAAUUAGAAAAACCACUUAAAAACCUCAAAUUUAUUCAUCAGUGUCUUGGUCGUAACUUGGCUGAUGAACAGGGCUAUCUUUCAUCUGGUGUGCAACUCUAUGCUUCAAACGAUAUUACCAUUAAAGAAAACAUUCUGAAUGCUACAUUCCCUGAUACAAAAUACAUUGCACAAGAUCAUGCAAUUAGUGUUGUAGGAAGUAACCAAACCUAUGUCUACCAAAACUUUUUUGCUGGUUGGCAAAUAGGUGAUUUUGGUGGUGCUGUUCGUUUCACUUCUGCUGUGGACGGAUACUUUAUCUCGAACUACCUCGCUAACAUGGGCUUAAUGAUGUACGCUGCUGCUCAUGCUGACUACCUUCAAGUAAGCAACAUGAUUGUCCACAAGAACUUUUUCUAUCAUUUCUUGGGUGAAGAUGUGGCUCCUGUUCCUGAAGAGCAAAGAGGAUGGCUUUAUGAUGGUGUCACCUUUUUUGAUUUCUACACAGCUCGUUUCAACAAUACUAUCCGUCCUCCUAUCUGGAACAGUUCUGUUCCUAUUUCUCCUUGGGGAUGGCACAUUGUGGUCUCUGAAAACAAGUUUGGUGCUUCUGAAGGAUUGGAUCCUUAUUUGAUCAGUAUGGGUAACCUGGAUGAACGUGAAGCCCAUAUCGAUAAAAAGAAUUGUUUUGUCACUGAACCAUUGGUGCCUGGCUCUCGAGAUGCUUAUAUUGUGCCUAUCAUUUGGCGCGAAUCAUUUGAAGAAGGCUUGUUUACCAAGAAUCAAGGCAAAAUUCCCAAGAAAUUGAUCAAGCACACAGACGAAGAUUUACAAGAUCAAGUCCCUGCUCAUUUGAGAAACUUGCAUAUUCCGUCUUACUGGAAAGCAUUUACACUCAAGAAUAAUACUAUGUCAAUGAUCAGUCCUCAUUUACCUUGUUCUUAUUAAUACAAAAAAAAAAUUUUUUUUUAAUUGAAAUAA